CCGCCCAGCCCUUCCCUGACGCCACCCUCCACCUACUGCGCCGCCGCCCAGCCUCUCCACUGCCGACUCGUUCGACCCCCGCAGUCCUCCUGACGCCUCGCGACGGCAGAGCGCCCCCUGUUCGACCUCCAGAGUUGAAGGCCAUUUCUUGUAUUCCUCUUGCUUGAAGGCUGACCGUAGUUGGAUCAUCCUACUUCUUCUGUUCAGCAAUGGUCUACUGUACUCAUUGUGCUGAUGAUUGCCCAUUCAUAAAGGAUCCUGACAAAGGAUAUAUAUGUUGUGGGACGUGCGGGAAGGUUCUUGAUCAGGAUAUUUACACUGAUCAGCCUGAAUUUAUCAAGGAUGCUUCAGGGACGAGCCGGAUGUCUGGAAACAUUCUCAACAGCAUCGAGAGUGGAAGUUCCCUAUCCCACGAAAGAACUUUAAUGAAAGGGAGAGACGAGAUUUGGCAGAUUGUCACUAGCUUACAUGUUGGUGGUGGAGAAACUAUCAUCGAUAUGGCUCAUAAAUUUUAUACGCUAGCCGUUGACAAUAAUUUUACAAGAGGCCGUCGAACAACUCAUGUUGCAGCUGCUUGCCUUUACAUUGCCUGCCGGCAAAGUAAAAAAGCUUAUCUUCUUAUUGAUUUCUCUGACUAUUUGAAGAUAAGUGUUUAUGUCCUAGGGGCUGUUUUUCUGCAGCUUUGCCAAGUUUUGUUACUCGCAGAACAUCCAAUUGUUCAGAAGCUCAUAGAUCCCAGCCUUUUCAUCCAUCGUUUUACAGAACGUUUACUUGGGAAAAGGGAUAAUGCUGUCUCAGACACAGCUUUACGCAUUGUAGCUAGCAUGAAACGAGACUGGAUGCAGACUGGGAGGAAGCCAAGUGGAUUAUGUGGCGCAGCAUUAUAUAUCGCUGCACUUUCGCAUGGGUAUAACUAUACCAAGUCAAAUAUUGUUGCUGUCGUGCAUGUAUGUGAGGCAACGCUAACUAAGCGCUUGAUCGAGUUCGAAAAUACAGAAUCUGGUAGCUUGACGAUUGAAGAUUUUUUGGCAAAGGCUGAUGAAGAAGAACCUGUUUUAGAAUUUUCCCCCAAAUCUGGAGAAGUCCUCUGCAAGCAUAAGGAUAAAGGUGUCGAGCAUUUUGCUCAUGGACUUUGUGAGAAAUGCUACAACAAAUUUACUAAACUAUCGGGUGGACUGGAAGGUGGUGCUGACCCUCCAGCUUUCCAACGAGCUGAGAAACUAAGACUGGAAGCUGCUAAAAAGGCCGAGGAAGCUGCUGCGAUGAAUGCAGAGACAGUUUGUGAGAUAGAAAUUUCUGAUGCUGAACAUAACAUCAUGAGCCCUAUGAAGAAUUCAGUUGGAGAUAAAUCUUCCACAGUUAGUUCUGAGGACAUUGCAAAGAAUCAUGUAGCUUCAGAAGAUGCUGAAGUCGGAGGUGAAAACGGCAAAGCUGAUGCUGAUCCAGAAAAUUUUUCUGAUAUUGAUGAUGUGGAGGUUGAUGGGUAUCUUCAUAAUGAAGAGGAGACACAGUACAAAAAGAUAAUUUGGGAGGAAAUGAACAAAGAAUACCUAGAGGAACAAGCUGCAAAGGAAGCUUUAGCAGCUGAAUUAGCAGCUAGAGGUGUGCGCGUCGGAGAGGGACAGCAGAAGAAACGGAGACGCAAUGAAGACACAAAGACACCUGCUGAAACACCAGCAGAAGCGACAUAUAAUAUGUUAAAACGAAAGGGGCUUGGCUCAAAAAUCAACGUUGAUGCAGUUGGUGGAUUGUACAAUACUAAAGAUGAAGAUAGCGAGGCAAAUGAGAAAGGAGACAUGGGCUUUGAUGGGGAAUACGCACAUGACACUGGUGACGGUGAAACCUUUGAAGGUGACUAUGCUGAUUACAACAAGGAUGGCUACGCUGAUGGUGGUGAUGCUGGACCUGACAACGAUUUUGAGGAGCUUGAUUUCGAGGAGUUUGAUUUCUAAUAGGAAAAAUUCUGAGAAAGCAGCUCAACAAAAUGCACUUGGAGUUCUGGUCAACCUGAAAUUUCGGUUCUAUCCAAGCUGAAAGAAACAUUGUGACAUUCUUCGUUUGUACGAUGCCGUUUAGUAUUAAUUUUGUAGAACACACAAGGUCUGAUUAGUGAUUUACCGAUGCAAUGCAUACACAGGUCUAUCGGUGCAACAUUUGGACCAUCGGAAUCUUGUAUUCUCCUAUUCUAAGAUAGAUGCUUCACAAGAAGUGGAGUUAGUAGCACGAGCAUCAUCAAUAGGAUUUUCCUUUUCAAGCUCGAGGGAUUCAAUUUUUCGUGUGAGAAGGAAAUUAGUAUGCUUCUCAUUGUUCAACUCAUGCUUGAGGAGAUUGAAUCUCAUUCUCCCA
Molecule: messenger RNA, 2346 nt
Organism: Lolium rigidum
Lineage: Eukaryota; Viridiplantae; Streptophyta; Magnoliopsida; Poales; Poaceae
Product: transcription factor IIIB 60 kDa subunit-like
Exons: 20
Coding region: 210-1952 (580 amino acids)
Biological process (GO): transcription by RNA polymerase III; DNA-templated transcription initiation; transcription preinitiation complex assembly
Cellular component (GO): nucleus; transcription preinitiation complex; transcription factor TFIIIB complex
Molecular function (GO): TBP-class protein binding; RNA polymerase III general transcription initiation factor activity; RNA polymerase III type 3 promoter sequence-specific DNA binding
Source: RefSeq, a predicted model, not a curated record